CAGAACCGUCUUCGAGGUCUUUUCAAGAUGGCGUCAACGCAGUUAACGGAUGAGGAGCUUUUUUUGGAAUUAAAACGUUUUGGUUUCACUCCAGGGCCCGUUACUGAGAACACUCGUCCGGUGUACCUGAAGAAACUCAAGAAGCUUCGCGAGGAGCAACAGCAGCGAGGACUAAGACCCGGUAAAACCCGUACUAUCGGUGCCAUUAACAGUACCACUGGCGGCGGUAGCACAGUGGCAUCUAGGCCAGUCAGCCAUGACGUCACGCACCUGAAUACAAGCAGGAGACCGGGCCGGAAGUCCUCCCUCCUCGGCUUCAGCUCCGACGAGUCUGAUGCUGAAAGCCCACUAAAGAGGAAAGGCCUCGGUCACAGCGGCAGAGCGAACAGAAGCUCCGGUUCUCAACAGCAGCCUAAGAUUAGGCCUGCCUCACCGCCGAGUGUGGCUAUCAAGAGUCGGUACGACCACAGCGCGACACCGAGCAGCAAUUUUUCCCUGGGUCAGAACGGAGAGAGACGUGUCUCACUGGGCUGGGGAGUCGGUGACAGACCCAGUCCCGAUGCGGGACUACGGCGUUACGACGACUCCGGGGACGAGGACAAUUAUGAGGAGGAUAUGGAAAAGAAAUCUCGCUCUUUAAAUGGUCGCGGGGCGUCUCGCCUGAAUGCUAGCAAAUUAGCUGGAGAUUACUCAGACUCGGACGAGGAGGAAGUUAGUGGGCCAGAAUGCGACAGAUUGGAGCCUCGACGAAACCACCCCGGUGUGGCGUUAUCUUCCGACGUUACUGGUCGAGGGUCUGCGACCGAUGGGCAGAACACAGAAGCGACGCCUCGUCGUUUUCUAAGCAUGGGGGGGAGUCAAGGUGAGGAUGAGGAGGAAGAUGAUUUAAGGAGAAGGGACUUUAGCCGCUUGGGAGACUCGCGGAGUCACACACUUCCAAGGAAACCCAUCUACAGGUCACUUACCGAAAACCACAAAGGAAACACCGGUAAAAACAGUCCGGCCACCGGGGAGGACGGCGCAUCCAGAAGCAACAGCACCGAGCUGAGACCGCGCUUCUCCACCUACAGCGGUCUGUCGCAGACGUACAGGCGCAACCACUCUAAUCACACCCCUGCUCCCAACCAUUCCUACGGCCACGCAGCGCUCAAGAGGAACGUGUCUGCUCCCGAAGACGAGCUUCUCCAGCAGUUCAAAAGGGAAGAGCUAGCUUCCUCGGGUAGUUUUAGCGCUCACUACCUGUCCAUGUUCCUGCUCACAGCGGCGUGUCUCUUCUUCGUGCUGCUGGGCCUCAUGUACCUCAGGAUGAGGGGUUCAGGAGCCAUGGAGGUGGAUAGCGUCAUUAAUAGCCCUCCCCCAGAGUUUGACACACCUAAUAAGGAUGUGAUCCAGAAGCUGCUGCUCAGUCUUCAUGACCACUUGGCCUUUGUUGCUGGCCAGCAUGACUGUGGAGACCCAAAUCAUCCAAACCGGAGCGUGUCCAUAGACGAGGCCUCAGAGUAUUUACUGGCUCAAAAUAAAUCGUUUAGAGGCUUAAUUAACGAAUCUCUGGACUGGAUCAUCCAAAAAGGCCAGGAUGUUGGCGUUAGGCUGGUGGGAGCGGCGCCGGAUGAGCCGGUGACUGAGGUGUCUGCGAUCGCUCGGCUGGAGUCCACUCAUCCCAAGAUGUCCUUCACGUGCCGUUUCCGCCGAGCCUUCUUCACCAUCAUAAACAGAGUCCUCCUCAUUGCAGUCGCGGCAGCUUGUGUGUGGAGCGUGGUGUGCUACGUGAAGUAUCGCUGGAGGAGAGACGAGGUGGAGACGAGACAAAUGUACGACAUGGUGGAGAGGAUCAUCGAUGUGAUGAAGACUCAUGGUGAGGCUUGCCAAGAGAACCAGGACCUACAGCCCUACCUGCCCAUCCCACAUGUCAGAGACUCGCUGGUUCAGCCGCAGGACCGGAGGAAAAUGAAGAAGGUUUGGGAGCGAGCCGUGAGUUUUCUUUCAGCGAAUGAAUCAAGGAUUCGAACAGAGACUCAGAGGAUUGGUGGAGCAGACUUCCUGGUUUGGAGGUGGAUCCAGCCUUCUCUUAAUUGUGACAAAGGCUCCUCCAAAGUCUGGCAAGGAAAAGCGUUUCCGUUGGACCGGAGGAAUUCACCCCCCAACAGCCUGACCCCAUGCCUGAAAAUCAGAAACAUGUUUGAUCCAGUCAUGGAGGUGGGGGAGAACUGGGACCUAGCCAUUCGUGAGGCCAUCUUGGAGAAAUGCAGCGAUAACGACGGCAUCGUCCAUAUAGCUGUGGACAAGACCUCACGAGAGGUACGAUGGGUGAGCUCACGUAUCGAGGAGCGCUGCAGUGACUGCUUCUGUUCCACAGGUAAGCUGGUGACGGUGAAGUAUCUACGCUUGGACCGCUAUCACCAGCGCUUUCCACAGGCGCAGGGCUGCAGCACGCCGCUCAAGGCCUCCGGCCUCGCCACAGGCGUCACGAACACUACAGCCCACCUGCAGCACCACAGCGCAGCCGGCUCCCCGGGCUUCUCGUGAGGGCGGCUCGUGUUCGAACCUCCGACCGUGUCCUCCUCCCGCGUCACAGCACCAGUCUGAUGCUGCUUUAUAACAGGAAAGCCUUCAGUGUGUCACAGCAGAGCGUUUAUUUGUUUCAGUUUACUUUCUGAAAACAGGAAAUUUGCAAGAGAA
Neolamprologus brichardi is the source of this 2679-nucleotide messenger RNA. The record is from RefSeq and is a predicted model, not a curated record. NCBI's taxonomy places the organism in Eukaryota, Metazoa, Chordata, Actinopteri, Cichliformes, Cichlidae.